This is a messenger RNA of Fukomys damarensis (Damara mole-rat), 2323 nucleotides long. It is a transcript of the gene P2ry6, whose product is annotated as pyrimidinergic receptor P2Y6. Bases 835 to 1971 code for a protein of 378 amino acids. The record is from RefSeq and is a predicted model, not a curated record. NCBI's taxonomy places the organism in Eukaryota, Metazoa, Chordata, Mammalia, Rodentia, Bathyergidae. The transcript has 5 exons. Gene Ontology annotation, cellular component: plasma membrane. Gene Ontology annotation, biological process: cellular response to pyrimidine ribonucleotide; G protein-coupled receptor signaling pathway. Gene Ontology annotation, molecular function: G protein-coupled ADP receptor activity; G protein-coupled UDP receptor activity; G protein-coupled UTP receptor activity.
GGGAGCCUCAGCCCUGGCUUUCCUUUGCUCCAACACGCUUGGGCCCACUGACCUGCUGUGGGACAGGAGGCUGCAUGAGCAAUAUGAUGAGAGAGAAAAGGCAGCAGCGUGGGCAGAGUGGAGCAGACCUGGCAUCCUCGCGGUGAGCCUGGAGCGCUAGGCAGCGGUCUUGAACAGUGGGAACAGGAAUUGGGCAUUCUCCAAAGGCAGAGGACUGGGGAAGGACGUGGUCAGAGCCACUGAGCCUCCUGGGAGCCUGGGUCUGAGCUGGCCCAGGACUUAGGGCCCAAGAGUGGGUGAUGGAUGUGAGAUGGUCAGGGGUGGGGCCAAGCAAACCCUCCCUAGGGCAGCCCCUGCCAGGAGCUUGGAUAACAACUCAGACUCCAGGGUCCCUAGAAGGCAGAGGGGAUGGGGAGCCAGAUGACAGCCGGUCUUGCUGUUCUGGCCCAGCCCUGAGGUGUGCCCAACAGGCAGGUGGGCAACUCAAGGAUCCCCUCCUGUAGACCCUACCUUCUUCUAACAGGCAGGGAAGGGCUUCCCGGAAGGGUCAGACUUGCCAGGAAGCAGAAGAGGAAGAAAACAGAGGUCUCCCAAAGGAAGAUUUAGGGACACUGCACCCUUCCGCCCACAAUGGUCUCCUCUCAGAGUCCACCUGCUCUACCUCCCUCCCCACCUGGGGUCUCCUAUACCUUCAUCUUUCCUUGGCAGUCUUCCUCUGAAAAGUCCCUUGCAUCCUGUGGCUCACAAUGAUCUCCCCUUAGGGUGACGUAUGUAACCAACAUCUACAUCUACAGACUUCCCUAUGGCCUCGGGUGUCCAGCAGGCAGCUAGGAGAUGUCUGGUGGAAAUGAGAAUGAACACAUAACAGGCCUGCGGCCAGAAAAUGAACCAUGGCUUUGGAAGGUGGAGUUCAGGCUGCUGAAGUGGGAGCUGCCUUCAGUGAGCUCGCACCUUUCUGGUUGUAGAAAGUCCAGUUGGGCAGUCAUGGAGUGGGGCAAUAACACCAUUCAGGGCUUGAGCGUGCCCCCCACCACCUGUGUCUACCAAGAGGACUUCAAGCGCCUGCUGCUGCCCCCUGUGUACUCGGCAGUGCUGGUGGCCGGCCUGCCGUUGAACGUCUGCGUCAUUGCCCAAAUCUGCACGUCCCGCCGGGCCCUGACCCGCACAGCCGUGUACACCCUCAACCUGGCCCUGGCCGACCUUCUGUAUGCCUGCUCCCUGCCCCUGCUCAUCUACAACUAUGCCCAACGGGACCACUGGCCCUUCGGGGACCUCACGUGCCGCCUGGUGCGCUUCGUCUUCUAUGCCAACCUGCACGGCAGCAUCCUCUUCCUCACCUGCAUCAGCUUCCAGCGCUACCUGGGUAUCUGCCACCCGCUUGCCCCCUGGCACAAGCGUGGGGGUCGCCGGGCUGCCUGGCUCGUGUGUGGAGCUGUGUGGCUGCUGGUGACAGCACAGUGCCUGCCCACAGCCGUCUUUGCCGCCACUGGCAUCCAGCGGAACCGCACCGUCUGCUAUGACCUGAGCUCGCCGGCCCUAGCCACCCGCUACCUGCCCUAUGGCAUGGCCCUCACGGUCACUGGCUUCCUGCUGCCCUGUGCAGCCCUUCUGGCCUGCUACUGUCGCCUGGCUCGCCGCCUGUGCCGCCAGGAUGGCCCUGCAGGGCCUGUGGCCCAGGAGCGGCGAGGCAAGGCAGCCCGCAUGGCUGUGGUUGUGGCAGCCGUCUUUGCCAUCAGCUUCCUGCCUUUCCAUGUCACCAAGACAGCCUACCUGGCGGUGCGCUCUAUGUCAGGUGUGCCCUGUCCCAUUCUGGAAGCCUUUGCUGCUGCCUACAAAGUCACACGGCCCUUCGCUAGCGCCAACAGUGUGCUGGACCCCAUCCUCUUCUACUUCACCCAGAGGAAGUUCCGCCGGCGGCCACACGAGCUAAUACUGAAACUCACCGCCAAGUGGCAGCGGCAGGGUGGCUGAGUCCACCAGAACAGGACCUGGGGCUGGGAUGCUGUUGUAUUUGCAUUGUGGCCAGUGCAUCCCACCAACCCCAAAGCACGCAUGGAAUUAAAAUUCAGCUCAGCUGGGUACACAGUUGAGGUCCCAAACCUCAUCAAGUAUUUAUUGAGCCCUUUCUCAAGAACAGGGCCUAAGGGCACAGAGACCAGUAGGCCUGGGCCUGGCCCUCCAAAGCUCUCAGUCAGCCAGAAAGAGUAAAGAAAACCAUGAUAAGCUGAGCAUGGCAGAACAAGCCUGUGAUUCCAGUACCCCAGGAGGCUGAGGCAGGAGGAUAGAAAGUUCAAGCCCAGCUUGGACAACUCAGUGACUUAUG